GUGCAAAUGGGCAAAUAAAAUUUCGGAUCACCGGAAAAGGAGCCAUGUCAAGAGGGAACACAGGCUUCAACAUUCCGAGCGGUGGGUCGGUGGGUGGCACCAAAGUCGGUCGAGAAGUCGGAGUUACUCGAAAUCUAUGAGUCGUCGACAUCGUCGAAAUAUGGAUGGAUGUAGUUUCAGGCCGCAUUUGACAGUUCGUCCUGCUGCUGCUGCUGAGGCAGGGUCUUUCUUUCGGUGAGGUUCUUACGAACGGGACUGUAUUUGCGCCACGGCGACGCGGAGGAUUUGAGGACUCGUGUCGCGAGAAGUGGUCGAGGGCCCAGUCUUGGGUCGUCGCUGUGAGCGCUAGCAUCGCCUGCGAUCGAAUCGAAUGCGAGCAUCGACAGACAUUGGCGAGAAAGACCUAAGAUUGUGGAGAAGCUGUGGGGUUGCGAUGAGGUGAACUGAGGAGAGCUGAAUUUCGUGUGCCUCUUUUGCGAUGAAGAGUUCGUCUAGGCAUCGAAGUUCGGAGCGUCACGGCGAAGACGAUGAGGAGAAGGUGUCGAGAGGCAGGAGAAGACGCCGGUCUCGGAGUCCUGUGUCAAGUGAUUCUCCCUUCGAUUCUUCGAAUUCGGAGAGUAGUGAUGAGGCUAGUGAUGAGGAGUAUCGCAGGAAGAGAUUAAAGCGGAGCCAUAAGAGUCAGGACGGGAGGAAAAAGAAGCGGAGUCAUCGUCGGAAGCGUCACUCCAGCGAUAGCAGUGAAGACGAGGAGAGCGAUAGCGAUUCCGACAGUAAAAGAAGGAGAAGGAAGAGUAGCAGGAAGCAUAGGAGUAGACACGACGAAAAACGUUCGAGCAAAAUCAAGGAAAAGGGAAGAGAAGAGAAACGGAAGAGGAAGAAAGGCAAGAGUGAGGAAUUGGAUUUGAAGGAAAAGGAGGAGCCGAAGGUGAAAGAAAAGAUGAGUGCGUUUCUUAUAGAGAAGGACAGGUCGGAAGAUGAGGACACAGAAGAUGUAGAGAGGAGGAAGAGUAAGUCGAAGCACAAGCACAGGAAGAAGCAGAGGGAGAUGUCUCUGUCUUCCGAGAGUGAUGGUUCGCCCGUUCACUCAGAAGCAGAAUCCGAGGGUGAGUUCGAUAAGGACCAUGCCUUAGGUACGCCCGUAGAAAUUGAUGAAGAAGCAAUGAAAUUCAAGGAAAUGCUUGAGGCUCAAAAGAAGCCUGCCAUGGGGUUGGAGUGUGAGCCAAUGGUUGGACCUGCCCCUGCACCGAGAGCAGAGGGUCACAUUAGUUAUGGAGGAGCUUUAAGGCCUGGUGAGGGAGAUGCUAUGGCCCAGUACGUGCAGCAAGGGAAACGUAUCCCCAGGAGAGGAGAAGUGGGACUGUCUGCAGACGAGAUCUCGAAGUUUGAAGAUCUAGGUUACGUGAUGAGUGGUUCCCGGCAUCAGCGAAUGAACGCCAUCCGUAUCCGGAAAGAGAACCAAGUGUACAGUGCAGAAGAUAAACGUGCUCUAGCUAUGUUCAACUACGAGGAAAAAGCAAAGCGUGAACACAAAGUUAUGUCGGAUCUCCAGCGUCUGGUGCAGCGUCAUAUUGGUGCUGAUGUGGGCCCAACCCACGAUCCUUUCUCCACCACUAAAGCAAAUAAUGGGGAGGCUACGGAGGCAUGACAAGUAAAGACAACUCUGGAGGGUUGCAUUUUUUCCAGAGGAUAAGAUUGAACAAUGUGGAGCUCUAGCACGGACAGAUGGGAAAACUUUCAACUGAUUUGUCGCAACCUCAUAUGUUACUCGCGUGAAGAAUGGAAUAUGUACUUCAAGGAAAUACUAGUCAUGUGGAGCUGGUUGCGUAAGCAGGGUGAAGACGGGAAAGGAGCAUCUUGACAGAGUCUAUUUUGCUCCUUCAAAUACGCACUGCCCUGCCAACUCUAGCUGCGUGCACCAGAUAUUUGGCCCCUGUAUAUAAUAUUCACGUCGAGUCUCGAAGUGUUCUGCAUGGUGUUCUUGUGCUGAGUAAGCCCCUCGUGGACUGGCAGUAUUUCCGAUAAUUUGUACAUCCAGAGACAUACAGAGAGAUUUUAAUUGAGUGUACCAAUCUGUGGCUACUUUUCGCAUUUUAAUCCCGAGAAUGCCAGUAUCAGACUUUCUGUGACUUUCUCUGCCCGAUCCAAGUCAGACAGGCCCCUUUGAUAGUUACGAUACUCCGGUUUGACCCUUUGGGGCUCUUGUAUGACCAUUCAAUAUUUUUGGGAGGUUAUUUUGAGGUGUCUGUUAUCAUAAUCGUGUUCGUAGCCAUGAAUAUUGGAAUAUUCUACUUGACUUUCACAUCAUAUGGCGUUGAAAGGUUACAAAGUUUGAGGCGAUCAAGCAGAUCAAUGCUGGUUACAGUUGUGAAAGUUGAUGCUCAGUCUCGUCAGUCUAGUACAUAACUGUUUUUGCUUCUGAAGUAAAUCAGUUGAACAUUUUCCGCGUUUAUCAGGAUAGCCGAUUCGACUCAUGAUAUUCCUUGUACGCAGUUGAAUGCUUUUUUUGUGUGAAUAAACAGGUGGGCUCCUGCGUAAUUUAA
Molecule: messenger RNA, 2540 nt
Organism: Marchantia polymorpha subsp. ruderalis
Lineage: Eukaryota; Viridiplantae; Streptophyta; Marchantiopsida; Marchantiales; Marchantiaceae
Source: the annotation of a GenBank genome assembly